Molecule: messenger RNA, 2296 nt
Organism: Dermacentor albipictus
Lineage: Eukaryota; Metazoa; Arthropoda; Arachnida; Ixodida; Ixodidae
Product: serine/arginine repetitive matrix protein 2-like
Source: RefSeq, a predicted model, not a curated record
CGACACGAGGGCCGAAAAUUGGCGGAUCCGACGUGAGGUGCGACUGCUCUCGACGCCGAUGCCAGCGUCUCCUCAGCGGCAACGGAGCCAGCUGUGGAAGAAGAUGACGACGAACGCGAGAACAGGAAGAUCUCCAGUGUGUGCUAUUCCAUUGUCGCGCCUGCUUCGAAAACUGCGAAUCACGUCGCAGCAACGGACAACGAACAAGGCGCGCUCGGGAUAAAAGGCGAUCACGUGACGCAGAGGACUGUAGCGCACCUGCAACUCGACUCCUAAGGCGGGACUUUCCACACCACUGUCACCAUGAAAAAAACCGAAAGCAAAGGCAAAGCGUGCGCGAAGUGCAAGGCCGAGCUGGUUCCCGUCGCGCCUAUCGCGCACCGUGACACAGCCUCGACUGCAAGCGGGACCGCGAGCGCCAGCUCUUCGAGCGACGGCCUGCGCGACUUCGAGGACGCCUCGUGGGAGGCGACGGGCAGCAACAUCACGGCGGCCAUUGAGGCCCGACUCAAGACGGAGCAGAAGGCGCCGCGCAAAAGGCGCAGGGUCGGCCGCAGCUUCAGCAAGACCAUGUACCCCGGCGCGACGAGCAGCGACAGUUCCUCGUCGGUGAACGCGAAGAGCGCAACCGGCGGUCGAUCGAUCUGCAGCAGCGCCUUCGUGUACCCGGCAGUGGCCAUCAUCGUGACCCUGCUCAUCACUGGCGCAAUCGUGGCGGCUCUGCGAAGGGAAGGGACGGACGCCGACGAACAGCUGCGCACCGGUCUCCCAAAGAAGGCAACGUCCUCUCUUACCGAGUGCCCCUGCAACGCCGGUGCGAGCAGCACCCCCGCCGACCCCGAAGAAGACGACGUCGACUCCGAACAGCCGGACAGGACUCCACACCGCCCGACCAGACGCCGCCGCCGGCACUCCAGCGUCGAGCACUCGACAGCGCUCGGGAGAGGGAGGACCCCGGACGGAGCUCGCGCCGAGGCCGCGACGAACGCGAGCGAAGCGACGAGCUCUUCCGGAACCUCAGAGCGUGAACCAUCUAACGGCGUGACAACGACGCAGCCCGCCACCGAAGGAAAGCGGCACAAAACGGCGACGCGAAGUCAUCGAAGACGCGGCGGCAGUGGGUCGACUCGUAGGAGUCGCCGCGUCGACUCGCCUACUACUGCCGCAACGCUGGGAAAGAAAUACCGUUCGACGACGACGGUUGGCGAUGACGAGUUCUUGGAAUGGGCGGUCAGAGAGAAAGGGAGAAACGCGGUAGCCAACACGUGGUCGACGACUGGAGACAGAAUAGAGAACGGCAAGGCGAAGUCGUUGAAAGAGGCACCCGUGACCAAGCAAGGCAACGUCUUAGCCUCGAGGGUGGAACCCCCGACUGAGCGUGGCGCGGACGCAGAUGUACGACGUCAUCAGCGAGACGCCGACGGAACCACUCGUGGAAAACGCCGCCCUAAGCGUCGCAAACGGCCUACGUCGCUUCGUACAAGACGAAGCAAAACUGCACCUGUGACGUAGGCUCCACAUAUGUGAACCUUUACUCCUACGCUUCCGCUAGGGUCAUUCCACGCAGAGGUGCCGUGCUUGUCUAGCGCACUUAUAGCGUAUAUAAACCAUUCAUCUUCCUACGUGGAUUACUUAAUUAUGGUUAUUAGAAUUUGUAAUUCGGUGCGUCAGAAAUUGUAAAUACGUGAAAACAUUCAAGAGCUACGCCUCUCAGUUGAUUUGUGGUGAUAAAAGACACCCAGACCAAGUCUUCUGCGCCAUUAGGAACGAGAAUCGGGUCUCGAAACCAAAGUUAUCCCGUUGUCAAGUGCGUAUGCGACCACUCUGUGGUAGUUCUGGAGGUUACUGUUGCAGCGCCUGCCAUCGCUGAUAGGCCUGAAUGGUCUUUUGAAAACAUGUAAAUUUCACAGUGAUGCGGCGCAUUCUCGUGAGCAUGCAGGCUGGUGCGUUCUUAGUAGGGGUCUCAUACAUGCCACAACGUACAUCCUCACAGAACUCGUAUAAUGAUUGAUGUAUAUAGAACACAUUAGUACACUAUUCGUUGGGAGAUCUAGAGGAGUCAAUGGCUGAUGAGCCGUCGACUCCUCUAGUCAUGGCUAUUGUUAGUGUGGCUUGUGCUAGUGCGACCAUGGCUAGUGCGGCUGGUGCCUCGGGUGCUGUGCCAGCUCGUAUUGUCUACAUAUGCAUGUAAGGCGUGGAUAUAACGUGAAUACUAUGUUACAUAAGCUAGUCUGUGACUUUAAUAGAGUGAACUGCAGCAUUGCGACUUGCACAUCCAUGUCUAGUCCUCAUAAAA